Messenger RNA from Astyanax mexicanus (Mexican tetra), 5007 nucleotides. It is a transcript of the gene stil, whose product is annotated as STIL centriolar assembly protein. The record is from RefSeq and is a predicted model, not a curated record. NCBI's taxonomy places the organism in Eukaryota, Metazoa, Chordata, Actinopteri, Characiformes, Acestrorhamphidae. Bases 455 to 4366 code for a protein of 1303 amino acids. Gene Ontology annotation, biological process: centrosome duplication; protein localization to centrosome; smoothened signaling pathway. Gene Ontology annotation, cellular component: centrosome; centriole. The transcript has 17 exons.
ACUAUCUAAAGGCCCAUCCAAACCAGUCAUUGAGGGCGGGCUUUGCUGCCUUGCUCCAAUUGGCUGAGACACGAUGCUUCUCCUCUGCUAUUGGUUAAUCGAGCCGCCCCGCCACUGGAGCUUAGAAACAGCGCCACGGUUGAUUUUCGAGUCGGUGCUCAUUCACUAACAUGGGCGCGUUUGUUUUGUUGACAACACGUUUCACAAAAACUCUGCCAGGAUACGAAGAUGCUUCCGAGUGUCGAGUGAAGUGAACCAUUCACUAAUUUCACCAGACCUGAUUCCACUUUACCGCCUUCAGAACCGGGAGUUUAAACCGCGGCGUUCGAGCAGGAGUCGGCCGGUUAGCCUCUGUGGGUGGAGCAGAUUGGUGAACGUUCCUGCGAAACAGCGGAGAAAAUGCGAUAAAUUGGUCUGAAUUUGACACAAACGGUGUAAAACAGAAUUGUGAAGAAUGAAUGGAGUUCAGGUGAAUCUGAGAGGGUUGCCCUCCCAUGUGUUGGAGGCUGUGUGCAGACCUGACACUGUACAAAACACCAGGUUGACAGAGAGUGGCAUCGGUCCCUUGACAUUCCCCAAAUCUAAAAUGCACCUUUGGGAUCCUACUCCAAAUGGUGAUCUUGUCCAUGUUCACCUUUCAUUAUACAGAAAUCCUAGACUGCUUCUUCUAGAGAAAGCUCUGCGUCUGGCUCAUCGUCACGCUCGACAAAGUAAAAUGCUGCAGUUUUCCUGUUUCUUCAUUGGAACUUUGGCUGUGGACGGUGAUGAGGAAGGUGUGACGUUAACCCUGGAUCGAUUUGAUCCCGGCAGAGAGCAGCCUGGCUGCCCUGGGAAGGCUCCAACUGCCCUCCUCCCUGGGGACGUUCUUGUGCCGUGCUUAUUUGAAGCUCAGCCUGUUGCUGACAGCACUGUGUACUCUGCAGAUGACUUUGACGUCUCGUUUAAGAUGCUCCAGCAUUGCUGCAGCAGCAGAGAAACUCUGGAGCUGUCCAAGCUUUUGGGCCUGCGGGCUCGUCUCAGCUGCUUGGAGAACAUGGACCGGCUGAGCUUUGGGUUAAACUGGGCAGGUCUGACACUCGCCAACUCGCUGGAGGCUGUUCCUGUUCGGGCAGUGCCCAUCAUCCCUACUGCACUGGCCAGGAACCUGAGCAGCCCUGUCAGCAUCGCUCAGCCUCUGCACUCUGCAGGGAGGAAGCGAGGAUUCCUGACUAUGGACCAAACCCGCAAACUGCUCCUCAUACUGGAGUCAGACCCCAAAGUCUACACUCUGCCUCUUGUAGGAGUAUGGCUGAGUGGAGUUACACACAUUCAUAAUCCUUUGGUGUGGGCGUGGUGUCUGAGGUACCUGUACAGCUCCUCCCUCCAGGACAGAGUGAUGUCAGAGAAUGACGCGUUCCUGGUGGUCCUCUACUCUCUCACUCACAGAGAGCCUGAAUUCUACCAGUGCAAACUUCGUGGUGGGAUGAUGGAUAUGAGCUUUCAUCUUCUUACCAGCACGGAAACGGUCACACUUUACAAGAAUGUAGAACCAUCAGAAGGACGUUCCCUGCUGUUUGAGCUCGGUACCGACCACCAGAGCAGGGAGGCUGAGCUCUUUAAAGAAGUGUUGUCUCGUUCAGCACAACCAAGGAAUACUAGAGCUGCGUCCUCAGCGACAGCCCAAAACAAACUGUCCUCCAGUGAUCAUGACUCAGGAGUGGAAGACGAGGAUCUUUCACCACGGCCUUCUCCUAACCCUCAUCCUGUUAGCCAGCAGGCAAGACAAGUCCAUCCCUCAGUUCCUGAGCUCUCUAUGGUAGCAGACGGCAGCUUUCUUGAUGGAAAGAUAAUGGAAUCAUAUGAUCACACACUUCCUCAUUCUGCCCAAUUGAAUACUCAUCAGAGGAGCUUUAGAAGUGCUAAUCAACAAACUGGACCAGGACCACGACCACAACCACCACCAGCUCAGAGUGGAAUGGCUGGACCACCCCCUAUCAGAAGACCACUGACUCCAGUGCUUUCCCACCCAAAACCUAAUAGAACACAGUCUACUUCGGCACAUCAAACACCAAAGUCUUUAGCAGGCAAGAGAGAUGUUCCCUCUACCGGUCGAAGAUCCAGCCACGGGUCCUCAGCCUCAUCUUCAGCCUCAUCCACGACCUCUCUCAAAUCUGGCUCUUCACCAAACAGCUCGUUCCAUCAGCUCAUGCAGAGAUCUGGGCAGGAUAUUGUGAGUAAGCCCCACCCUCAUCCAUCCUCACCAUCUGGGCCACCAGCACAAAGCCACAGUGGCUCCAGAAAGGCCUCCGUCAUUCCAGAACAAACUCCCAUGAUGCACCCGGCUCAACAUAGGCUCUUCCAUAGCACCCCUGCUUCCAACCCUGCCAUCAACACCUGCAACUGCUGCCCUACUCACCAUGGCCACAUGCCCGUGUAUCAAAACAAUACCUGGCAGGGGACUCCUUCUCUUCCUCCACCUCCUCUUCAUCAUGCUCAUCCUGCACACACAGCCUCCAGCAACCCAGUUCUCUGUUCCACUGAAAGCAGCCCUCAUAGGGACUGCUAUCUAUCUCCAACACGACAGUCCUUAGGCUGCCAUGUGUCUCCCACUAAGAGCCCUGUCUGCCACGCCAGUGUUCCCCUGCACUGCUCACCAUCACAUGGGCCCAGCAGUGGCGCACUGGAGCACAGAAUACCAGCCGCCUGCCAGGCCCAGUGUUGCCAGAUGCAGACAAGCUUUCCUGGCCAGCCCAGUUCUGUUGCAGUUCCUCCACUAGAGGGAGGUAUGGGCCUACUACCUGCUGAUGCCUACAAGAUGCUGAUUGAGCAAGACCGGCAGCUAAAGCAACUGCAAGCUCAGAUCCAGAAGCUUCUUGAAGCCCAGAGUAAGGUUACUGAGCCCUCACAAACAGCACCUGUGGAUCAUCAGUUGGAACCAGUCACUCAAACAUCAGCAGCAGUUUCUGAGCCCCAAAAGAAGACCAGUGUCAGCAUUGCAGUAGGAACAGGUGCCAGUUUGUUCUGGAGUGGUCCUGAUCUGGACACUAAACAUGGUGGCCUUUCUCUGGAGUGUCCUCCUGAGCCUCAGUGGCAGACUGGUGGUAAUGACAGUAGCUCUGUUUCCUCAAGACUUAGCUGUGAUGAAGUCAACCACAGUAGAGAAGAAGAGGGCCCUGGAACACCUCUCCACUCCUCAAGAUCACCACAACAUGACACAUCAUCAAAUGUAGGAAUGCCCUCCUUUCAGAGUCCUGUUCUGGGGGAAAGUGCAAGCAUGUACUACCAACCUCAGUCUCCAGAAAGAGAGGACGUCUCUGAAGACCAACAUGUACAUGAUCAGCGAUUCUAUCAAGAGCUAUUGGGUCAGGUGAACAGUCGUCUCCAGGAUUCUGCAACUGAAGAUACAGUGGUGGAACGAGAUGUACCUAACCCUCAGCACAGACACAGUCUGUCACCUCUGCAGUCCGAGUGUUCACCUCCAUAUAAACGCACACCUAAAGCACAGUUCCUGGACCAGAGGUCUGCUGUUUCAGAGCAGAAUCAGGUGAUCGAUGCCACCGUUAAACAGCUUCACCACCUCGGAGUGACAGUGGAGCUGAAUACUCAUUCGGGAAAGGCCACCCGUACCACUGUGGAGAGCGCCAGCACUCUGGCUGCCAUAAACCCGGAAGCGGUAAUUCCGAGGCUGGCUCUCUCUGAGCCGGUCAGCACCAGCAUCUGGGGGCUGAGCGGUGGAGCAGAUCUGAGUCUGGAGGCCAACGCCAUCGCCCUGAAGUACCUGAGUGACUCCCAGCUGUCCCGGCUCUCCCUCGGAGGCCAAACGCCCGCAGCUCGCUCCAACCCCGGCGCUGUGCUGUUUGGAAAGACUCCAGUGGAUAAGAGUAAUGUAGGCCUGAGCAUUCUGUCCUCCAGCAACAUGUCCUUAGCUAGCUGCCAGUACAUGAAGAGGUACGGACUGAUAGAAGGUGGAAGCAGCAGUGAGGAGGAAGAGGAUGGUGACGAGGCUCAGAUGCAGAGAAUACAGACAGAUUCUGCUCUUGGAUGCUCGUUGCAACUUAACAACUCGGAAAAUAUUGGACAUGUCCAGGAAAACAGACCUGGUUUUAUUUUGAAAAACCUAACGAACAAUCCACCGGAACCCCUUACCCAUCUGCGCACAUCUCCUCCAGAUUCCCAAAGCCAGUUAAUACGAGACUUGCGUCCCAAAAUGCAGCUAUUAACUCAUGGAAAGACAAGCCCGGACAAGGAGAACGGACCAAAACUCCUUCCUCAGCGCCGUUCUUCUCUGUCUGACAACCAGAGGCUUUCACCACUCCCAGAAACUCCAGGGUCUGUCGGAAACUUUCUAGAUCUAGGGCGAUUACGGCAACUCCCUAAACUCUUCUAAGUUAUGGUAGCAAGACGAUAAGGUUUUAUGUUUGCAAAUGAUGCCACCUUUAAUAGGUUCCAGGGAGCAGGGAUUUUUUAUUUUUUAAAUUUUAUUACUUGAUCUAAAAUCUUCUCUUCCUCAUUCUUUGUUGUAGUGUGCCGUAAAUACUCUCGUUUCUGUGUUCUUUUAACUCGUACCAGAUUUUAUUAGAAUAGCUUUUCACUUUCUUUAUUCUUGUAUAUGUUGUAAUGUUGUCAUUAUUUAAAGCUGGGAUGAUUUCUUUGAAAGCUUUUACAUGUGUAUCUGUGCCAAGUUUUAAUCUAUUAAAUUGCAUUAAAUAAGGAAGGCCUUGUAAAGUUUUGGCUGAUACAUUUUUUUUUUCCCCAGAUUUCUUUUUAUUUUUUUUAAGUGUAUUUUAUUUUUAUUUUUUUUGUCAUACAUUUAAGGCCAUUCUGUGGUUUUGUCCAUUUUACUUGAAUAUGAAGUUUGAAAUACUUUUUUUUUUUAAUUACUCUGCAAAUCAUUUGAGACUUUACAGAUCUAUAGAGUAUUUUUCUACUCUUCUAUGAAACUGCUUGUACAUGCAUACAUGUGUGUCUGUCUAAGUGCUUGUUUUAUUUCUUUAGAUGUUUUAACACUAUUAAAAUCUUUUAAGCAGC